Molecule: messenger RNA, 3031 nt
Organism: Paramacrobiotus metropolitanus
Lineage: Eukaryota; Metazoa; Tardigrada; Eutardigrada; Parachela; Macrobiotidae
Product: GATOR complex protein MIOS-like
Exons: 10
Coding region: 115-2754 (879 amino acids)
Biological process (GO): positive regulation of TORC1 signaling
Cellular component (GO): cytoplasm
Molecular function (GO): protein binding
Source: RefSeq, a predicted model, not a curated record
AUUUUAACUUACGAUUUAAAUUCAAUGUUUUUAAUUUUUGCAAAAUUAAGAUUUCAGGAGCAUUCGUUAGCCAUCUGCUAGCUUUCCCCGGUAGUUUCGGAUCACUUCUGAAUCAUGGGUACCACGCUGGAUAUUCGAUGGUCGCCUUAUGAGGAAAAUCUUUUUGUUAAACUUGCGGCGGAUAUUGUUACGUUGUAUCAGGUGGAAAAUUAUCCAGAUGGACCCUUGACGGCUCAAAGUGUGAUGCUGUCCAACCGGACGCAUGCAUGCCCCGUCGUCUCUUCGAACGCUUCGGUGUGUGUGCGAUGCUUGGACUGGUGUCCGACAUUUGAAUUUGGUCGCCUCUUGUCAGCUGGUACGGCCAAUGGCAAAGUGGUGAUUGUCGGUUUCCAACAGGAUUCCAGUGGCCGGGACAGUUUUCGGACGCUGCAGAAUAAGGAAUUUGCGCCGCGGUAUCUCCGCCCGUGCAAUUGCGUGGCGUGGAACGCUACUGAUCCCAAUUUGAUCGCUGCGGGAUUGGAUCGCUAUAAAAAUGACCAUUCGUUAUUUGUAUAUGAUAUCUUUACCUCGGUUACGUCUCUUGGAGGCAGUGGAUCCAGGGACGACAGUCGCGUUGAUAACGAGACCAAAGCCGUUGUGGAGUUCGGAGCGGGAGAACAUGUGGCGUCUUGCUCCUGGUUUCACAAUAAAACAAAAACACUGCUGACUGGAUUUCUUGGGAAGGGUUUGAAGGUUUACGAUAUCAGAGAGUCUUCGAAGCAACCACGCGGAAAUACCGCCAAACAAGUGUAUGGAGCGUGCUCGGACCCGUUCGGCGAAUAUCGUCUGGCCUCUUUUCAGGACAAUCAGAUUGCUAUUUGGGACCUGCGUAAUUUUGAUAAAUUUGUUGUGUGCCAAGAUGUGCAUAAACCUGUGGCGCAAAUUGCAUGGAGUCCGACCCGGUAUGGGCUGUUGGGCUUCACUUUACGAGACACACCUGAUUUCCGUCUCUUCGAUGUGCAGUAUUCGCAUUCUCAUACUCAAGAAGAUUAUGAACCGUUUCUGUUGGAACGGACUGUCAGUGUUACCGAAGGGAAAAGUAUCGCUGCUUUCUCAUGGCAUCCAAAGCAAGAAAAUCGCACACUGCUUCUGAGCUCCAACAAUCAGAUGUAUGAUCUGCAGAUUCUGGAGCGGAUGACGUUGAACUGGUCGAAGAACCACCACUUAUUGUGGGCAUGUGGUCGUGAUAUCAAAUAUCUUACGGACCAGGAUGCCCCUGAGCCUAUCAUGAGAGCUGUGAAUGAAGACAUAUCUGUGCGCAUGAAACUCCGUGCCGUCAAUUCUUAUGGAAUGAAAACAGAAAAUUUCCUAGAUAACAUCCCGCUCGUGAGCGGGGAUAAGGAACCAGAAGCCAUGUGGAAGUGGUUGGAAUUAAUUCGUGCAAUAGAGAGAUUCGAUCUUGUGGAAGGAAUAAGUUUUCGAGGAAUUCGCAGUAUCUUGUUUGGUAAACCUAUAAAAUCUGAGUCAACGCGAGCAGAAACCGUCGGUUGGGUUUCUCCACAACCACAAGGGAGAGGAGGAGGCAUUACCACAUUCGUAAACGACGAAAGACAUAAGAUUCUUCGACUAUGUGGAUGGGGCACUUCUCGGGAAUCCACCAUUGAGUACUUGCUGUCUCAAGAACAGUUCGAGCGUGCCGCUGCCAUUUGUGUCUUUCAUAUGAACCUUGAGAAAGCCAUUGAAAUUCUCCAAGAAGCCGGGAAGAAAUCGAAAGAUGACAAACUGUACAGUAUUAUAGCCGUUGCUCUAGCGGGCUUCACCAGUGAGGAAUCUAUUUGGCAUGCUUCCUGCUUGAAUGUGGGAGCUGAUAUCGGUUUACCCUACAUCCGGAAUAUUUUUCUUUUCCUUUCGUCCAGUCGUGAUGCAACAUUCCGUAAGAUUGCGGAAGACGAUAAAAUGGAAUUGGAAGACCGAUUAGCUUUUGCCUGUAUGUUUUUCCCCGAUCAGAAACUGGCGGAAUUCAUCAAAGAUUUAACGGAGAAGUUCACGUCCAGGGGAAUUUUGGAAGGAUUGUGUCUGACAGGGUUUGGUUCGGAAGGAGUAGACCUCGUGCAGAGUUACGUUGAUAGGACAAGUGAUGUUCAGACAGCUAGUCUGCUAAUGGCCAUUGUCACUACAAGAGAAUGGCAAGAAGACCAGCGGUGUCACCAAUGGAUUGAAAAUUACCGGGAGGUGUUGGACAGUUGGAUGUUUUGGGACGCAAGAGCCACAUUUGACGUUUACAACAGCCGUAUAAAAGGUGGUGGCCCCAGAAUACCGCGGCAGAUAUCAGCAACCUGCACAUUCUGUGGCAAAGCCGUCAGUCAUACUACCGGAAACCAGUCUUUCAGCGCACGAGGUGAAAAGCUGCUCAACUUUCCAAGGACUCCUAAUGUUAGCGAAAUACCAAAAGUUAUGACCUGCACCAGUUGUGGAAAAACACUUCCACGUUGCGCUUUAUGCCAAAUAAAUAUGGGGACGCCGACAAACAUGGGGUUCGUAACGGGUGAAUUUGAUGAUGAAAGUGUUAAGAAAGCACAAAAAAUUAAUCCAUUAGACAAAUGGUUCACUUGGUGUCAGAGUUGUCGCCAUGGAGGACAUGCUUCCCACCUAGCGGAAUGGUUUAAGGAUCAUGUGGAGUGCGCAGUUACUGGAUGUGGUUGCAAGUGCAUGGUGAUCGAGAAUGGAUGUGCCACAGUUAGUAACAACAGACGACGGAUUGCCACAUCUAAUUGACUGUGACAUAGAAUUUUACGUUUUGAUUUUUACUUCGCUGAAAUGUGAUAGGAAUCAUAGGAUAUACUGUUUUUUGAUUGUUCUACAUAAGUGGUUUACUUGCUCCGUCCAAUGUUUAUUAAACCGAUGACUUAACUCUCUAUACCCGUUUUUUUGGCAUUCAUAUUGUAAAAAUCGAAAUUUUCUAAAAGCUUAUUUAUUAUUUGUAUAUUUUUUCCCAGGCGGUCUCAUCUUGAUUCUUUUCUGAUUAUCAUAAUAAUUAAAGCUUCCUGCAUAG